Molecule: messenger RNA, 3042 nt
Organism: Gasterosteus aculeatus aculeatus (three-spined stickleback)
Lineage: Eukaryota; Metazoa; Chordata; Actinopteri; Perciformes; Gasterosteidae
Source: RefSeq, a predicted model, not a curated record
CAGACCGUCCCACAGACCGUCCCUCAGACCGUCUCGCAGACCGUCCCACAGACCGUCCCACAGACCGUCCCACAGACCGUCCCACAGACCGUCUCUCAGACAGUAUUAUCCUGAUGACUGAAGUCUGGUUUGAACUAAUGAUUGUUUGAGAGUGGAUCAGCCUUUGAGUAACCGAGUUAGCCUGACUUUAAUCAUUGGGAUCAUUUAAGCUGGCUAAUAAGACAUUUGAUCGACUUAGUUGAACCAUACGAGAAACGGGUCCCCGGUAGUUGAUGUCCAUGCGUGUUUACGUACAAGAACAUGUGAUCGUUGCCGUCCGGGAUUGUUUUGGUAUCUUGUUGAGGAAGAGAACCAGAACCAGUUACGAGUGUUCUGGUGUAUGAACUCAUCUGGUUGAUCGUACUCACAUUGUUAUGUUCAGUGUGCACGUUUACUUGUUUCAGCUGGUUUCUAUAACAGCGGCAUGAACAGAGGGGUGUGGUCUCCUGUAGAUGAAACCAUAAAAUACACAUUUACUACCCGUCUGACUCUAACUUCACGCCUCGAUCCAGUGAUUAAAUAUUAAUGCCUCUGGACCCAACCACAUCUCUGUGUGAAGCUAAGCCCCGCCCCCUCGAUUCCCAUUGGGAUCGAAUAGCUCCCGCCCCCUCUCUCUCUCUCUCUCUCUGAGGCUCGGUGUCUCUCGACCUCUUUCUGACAGAACAAUGUGUCGUUCACAAUAAUGGGAUUACAUCCAGCCGGCUGCCGCCCGCUCUCUCUCUCUCGCUCUCUCUCGCCCGGUAAACACGUUCUUUUAGUUCUUUCCGUUCAUUUUUGGGAAUGAAAGAAAGACGGAUUGUUUCCUGAAUAAAGUUUAAUCCAGAUUAGAGGCACAGAGGCAGGAAUAGAAACUGAGAAUCAGCUCCUUUCAGACCGGAUCGUCAUUGACCCAGAAUCACGCAGAGACUCCUGAUCCAGAAUCACGCAGAGACUCCUGAUCCAGAAUCACGCAGAGACUCCUGAUCCAGAAUCACACAGAUGAAGGUAAAGAGGAGCUGCCAUGUUGGCCUCCUCUAUUCCCACAUCAUUCCUCCUUCUUCUGCUCCUCCUCCCCCCUCCAUCCCACUCUGUUGAUUUCCCCGUGACCUCUGACCCCUUGGUGUGGUGGAUGGAGGAGCAUGGCGCCUCUCUCUCUCACCUGGUGCUGGACCCGGAGGUGGGGCAUCUCUAUGUGGGCGGGGUCGACCACCUGUAUCAGCUGACCUCUGACCUGGAGAUGAUGUCACACGUAAGGACCGGCCCUUACUUAGACUCCCCAGACUGCCUACCCCCCAUCGUCCCACAGGACUGUCCCUCAGCGCAGCCCACUCACAACCACAACAAACUGCUGCUGGUGGAGGCGGGGCAGGAGGAGGGUCCAGGCUGCUUGAUCGUCUGUGGUUCGCUCUUUCAGGGAAUCUGUGAUAAAAGGAGUCUGUCCAACAUCUCUCAGCUCAUCUAUCGGACCACCAACCCAGUCGACACUCAGUACGUUGCCGCCAAUGACCCUCGCGUCUCCACCGUUGCCGUAGUGAUAACCACGGAAAACAAACAGGCGGGAGGUGGGGCUGGUGGCGUCCUGCGCCUGAUGCUGGUUGGUCGAGGCUACACUAGUAAAGGUCCCGGCGACAUCCCUCCAAUCACGACGCGGCGUUUGUUCCCGGUGCUCCCGCCUCGCCGGGCCUUCUCUCAGGAGGAGGAACUGGGCAAACUGGUGGUGGGAAGCUACUCUGAGUACAACAACCACUUUGUCAAGGCCGUCGCCCACGGCAACCACGUCUACUUCCUGUUCUCUCGGCGGGACAUGUGGCACAAGAAAGAGUACCGGACCUACGCCUCCCGGCUCUGCGCCUCUGACCGAAGCUUCUACUCCUACGUGGAGGUCCCGCUGCUGUGCGGAGAGUACAACCUGGCUCAGGGGGCGUGGCUGGGGAAGCAUUCAGGAAACGCCACCCUCUUCAUCGUGAUGGCAGCCGGACAAGCUUCCACACCCGUAGCAACCGGGCGCUCUGCGCUGUGUGUUUAUGGGAUGGCGGAGCUCGACGCCAUGCUGCGGCGAGCACAGGAAGUGUGCUACACAGAGGGAGGAAGAGGAAGUAGCGGACAGGAAGAGGCUUACAUCGAAUACGCCGUGUCAUCAAAGUGUCUGAAAUUACCCAAGGACUCUCUGUACGAGUACCCCUGUGGGGGGGAGCACACCCCCAACCCCAUCGCCAGCACCGUGCCUCUCCGGGCCACGCCCACUGUCACCUCCACCACCCAGCUGACUGCCGUCACCACGGCAACAGAGGCUGGACAUACCAUCGCCUUCCUGGGAGACGUAGAGGGGCGACUGCACAAGGUGUUGGUGCGCUCUGAUUGGUCAGGACGUCUCUACGGUAGUGUGAUGGUGGACAAGGGGGGGGUCGUCAGGGCUGACCUCUUAUUGGACAACAUCCAGAAACACGUUUAUGUUUUAACGAAUAGAAAGCUAUCAAAGGUUCCUGUGUCCACAUGUGAGAGACAGACAGACUGUCAGUCAUGUCUGUCUCUCAGAGACCCAUACUGUGGCUGGUGUGUACUGGAGGGACGAUGUUCCCGUAAGACCCAGUGUCAUCGUCACAUGCAGCUCAACCAUUGGCUUUGGAGCUUUGAACCGACCAAUCAGUGUGUGACAGUUCAGAGCCUGAGGCCGUCCAAUCAGAGCAAGGACGAGCAGACACCGGUAACGAUGGUAGUUGUCCAGCUUCCCUCUCUCACGGAUGCAGAGUCUCUGUCCUGCGUCUUCGGGCUCCUCCCACCUCAGCCCGCUCGCGUCACGGCAACAAGCAUUACCUGUCAAUCACCUGCUCCGGAGCUCCUCCCACCUAUGCUGAAAGGAAGUGAUCACAUGGUCCUGCCCGUGUCAUUGGUCUUUGGUCAUGUGACCAUCACCACAGGCCACAUGACCUUCUACGACUGUGGAGCUGUAAGCCGCCUGAACCAGAGCUCCCAGUAAGAACUAGUAUACACCCAGUACAGUCUCUAUGCAUAACGGUGGGGGUG